Messenger RNA from Rhizoctonia solani, 2007 nucleotides. RefSeq names its product JmjC domain, hydroxylase. Lineage: Eukaryota; Fungi; Basidiomycota; Agaricomycetes; Cantharellales; Ceratobasidiaceae. Gene Ontology annotation, molecular function: histone demethylase activity; transcription coregulator activity. The record is from RefSeq and is a predicted model, not a curated record. The transcript is spliced from 9 exons. Gene Ontology annotation, biological process: regulation of transcription by RNA polymerase II; protein demethylation. The coding region runs from base 1 to 2007 and encodes 668 amino acids.
AUGGCCGCGACCCGCCGAUCUUCCCGCCUAAGCAGCGUAGCCAAACCCGACCCCAAGCGUGAAACAUCUGAAGAAACAUGGGACAGAUGUGCAGCCUGUAAGCCCGACGCAGUUCGGUCCAGCUCGUCCAAGGCCAAAACCGUCUGGGCUGAAUGCGAAAAGUGCGGAACGUGGUUUCAUUGGGACUGUGUUGGGGAAGGCGGGGAUAUCAAUCUAGUACUGCAAAACAUGCCUUGCGAGCUACCCAGAACUACAAAUCACCCUCUUACCGCCCACUCGCAAGUCGACUCGAAAGCGAGCGAGGCUCGACUAUGCAAUAUCGAAGCAGGAGUUCCACACGACCAGUCGGACCCAAACAGGUGGAUGACGAUCAUUCAAGACAAGCCCAUCCACCCGGACUCGUUCAAGCGCGUUAGGGGGGAUGAGCUGUCCAAGGAGUGGGUCGAAAGGAACGAAUGGGCCAUGACCGAACCGGUUGUGAUCGACUCGCCGGACGGACUGGGCAUGAUGAUGCCCUCGGAGCCCGAGUUUGGGAUCAACGAUGUGGUGGAACUGGUCGGUGCCGAUGUGCCCGUUGAAGUGAUCGACGUGGCGACUCAGGCCACAUCGCCCGGUUGGACGCUCGGCUCGUGGGCGGAGUAUUACAAUACCCCCGAACCAAAGAGGGACAAGAUUCGCAAUGUGAUCUCGCUCGAAGUAAGCGGGACGAAACUCGCUGAAAAGAUAUGCCCGCCUCGUCUGGUGCGCGAGAUCGAUUGGGUGGAGCACGUUUGGCCGGCUGGGAAAAAGGGAAAAGGCCAGUAUCCAAAAGUGCAACUGUAUUGCUUGAUGAGUGUCGCGCAAUGCUGGACGGACUGGCACGUCGAUUUCGCAGGCAGUUCGGUCUAUUAUCAUAUCCUGAAGGGAUCCAAGGUCUUUUAUUUCGUCGAACCCACACCAGCCAAUUUAAAUGCGUACGAAAAGUGGUCGGGAAGCGAGAACCAAAGCACAACCUGGUUUGGUGAUCUUGUAGAUAAGGUUACCAAGGUCGAACUUGCUGCGGGGAAUACAAUGAUAAUACCCACAGGGUGGAUACACUGCGUUUAUACCCCACAAGAUUCUCUGGUAUUUGGAGGAAACUUUUUACAUUCAUACAACAUUGCUACUCAACUAAGAGUUCGUGACAUUGAAAUAAAUACACGAGUACCCAAAAAGUUCCGGUUCCCAUUCUUCACAAAGAUGUGCUGGUAUGCGACCGAUAAAUAUGUGAGAGACCUUAAAGCGAAAGAAGAAAUCAGCCCAAGGAUACUAGAAGGCCUGGCAUCACUCGCCACAUUCGUUGUGUCUGAAGUACGCAUGAUCGAACGAGGGGGGAAGGAAAAGGAAAAAGAGGCAAAAGAACAAAUUCCUGGUGAUCGAGUGCGCGAACCAGGUGCGCUUGCAAGAGAAUUGAGAUGGAGGGUUCGGAAUGCGAGGGGGAUAGACUCGGAUAGCGAAGGUCCCAGUACCUCGUCACCUGUUCCUCCUACCAACGGGGCCACGGCCGGGGCAAAACGAAAAAGAACGGAGACACCUAUUCCUGCUUCCACCUCUACUUCUGUCUCCACCUCUGCCCCUGUCCCUGUCCCCGCACCUUCUGCUCCUAAUGCCGCACCGGCACCUGUCCAGGCCGAAGAAGAGAAGAUGGAGUCUCCUGUGAUGUUCAGGAACUUUGUCCCUCGCAAGUGGACUGAAGUACGACGCGACUCGGCGGUAACGACAUGUUUUGUCGAUCCGUCGUCGAUCCAGGAGGAAGAGGCAAUGGACAAACUGGUUCAGGAGGGUACAGUCGGGGCUGCCGAAUUACAGACCAAAGUUGAUACGAUUGUCAAGACGCGAAGAUACAAGGACAAAGAGCAGGGGGGCAAGACGGUGGUUGAACGUCAAACAAUCACAAGAACUCUGGAUAUUUAUACUUGGGAUGAAAACAUCACGAGAGAUGUGGAUGUGCCUAUGGAGAUUGCGAAUGAUAGUGCAACCGUUUCUUAA